Molecule: messenger RNA, 765 nt
Organism: Colletotrichum siamense
Lineage: Eukaryota; Fungi; Ascomycota; Sordariomycetes; Glomerellales; Glomerellaceae
Exons: 3
Coding region: 1-765 (254 amino acids)
Source: RefSeq, a predicted model, not a curated record
AUGUCGCCAGCUAGCAGCAACACAGACGCAACCACGACUCCCCCGAACGAGCUUGACAACCUCAGCGCUAUUCUCGAGUUCCGCGUCAAGCACGCUUGGCGAGUGAACAAUCAGGGCAAGCACGAGGAGGCGGAGGAAAUGGCCGCCAAACUCCUGAUGGAGCCCGCUCUGAGCUCAGUCCACCAAGGCUGGAUGCAUCUGCUGCUGGCGGGAUCAUCCCACGACUACGUCCACCAUGCCAAUGAGGCGAUCCGUCUGUUCACCGAAGUCCUCGACGAGAACAAGCCCACGGCGACACCUCAUGAGCUGGACUGCAUGACCAAAACGCUUGAGAAAGUGAAGGAUGCCCAGAGACAGGCUCUCAGCGACAAAAGCGCUGCUGACCGAAAGUUUGCUAAGGCACUUGCUGCGGGCAAAACGAUGACUGUUCUCCACGAUGAUCAGAUGAAGGGGCCCCAGAAGUUCGAGGACGACCAUCUCGCUGAGGCUCAGGACUUUGACCAAGGUGGCAACCUCAACGUUGGUGCUGGCGGUAGUGGUGCUGGCGGUAGUGAUGCUGGCAGAGACGGCGGAAACAAAGACUCCCAGGAAGCCAUCUUUCCCGCGUCCAGUCAGAAUGCCCCUGAGACUACCGCUCGCACCUCACAAGGUUCAGCUCUGGGUCGUUCGCAACCAAACGUGGCUAUCGAGAAUGAUGAGUACGAUAUGGGUGAAGACACUGAGCCUCUUCCUCCCAUCUGCAGAUUCGGCGAGGGGAUGAGCUAG